UCCUUUCCCACAGAUUGCAGGGAUGCAGUAACUAACUGACUCACUGCCUCUCUCGCAGCCAUACGGGGAGUAGCUCACCUCUGCUGGGGAUUCUUCCCUCUAAGGUCUUUGAGAUAUCUGGGUUUUGUAUUCUAAAACUAGAUCGUGUGUUAUUUUCGACCUCAUUAAAAAUGUUUCCUUUAGAAACCCAGCAAAACCCCAAACAGAAUCCAAAUAUAAAUCAAUGCAAAUGCAAUUUGCACCGACCCUCCCCUGUGCCUGAGGGCCUGAAAAAAUUCAUUGAUUCCCUGCCGUAAUUUAUCAGGGAAGCAAGAACACCCAGCCUCCCUCCCAAGCACCAGCCCUGCAUCGAAUUGCUCAGCGGAGUGGGGCUGGGGCUGCACCGUGGGCAUUGUGAGUUGUGCCCGUUUGUGAUGCGGGGUCUGGAACAUUUCAUGGUGCUGCCAGAAGAUCGCUGCCCCCCAGCAGCACCCGUCCUGCACGCGAUGUCACACGCGGUGGCGGCGGGGACCCCCGCUGUGAUCUUUGACAAUGGCUCUGGGCAGUGCAAGGCUGGGCUGUCGGGGGAGCUGGCACCUCGCUCGGUUAUCUCUACUGUUGUGGGGUACCCCAAGUUCAGGUUCGUCAUGUUUGGAGCCCGUCACAGGGAGUGGUACGUCGGAGAAGAAGCCCAGUCCAAACGGGGCAUUUUGUCUUUGAAUUACCCGAUGGAAAAGGGGCUCAUUACAUCCUGGGACAACAUGGAGAAGAUCUGGAGAUACCUGUACGAGCAUGAACUCAGGCUGAAACCCAGUGAGAGGCCAGCACUGCUGACCGAGACCCCUCUCAAUCCUUUGUCCCACCGGGAAAAAAUGGCAGAGCUGAUGUUUGAAAGCUUCCGCGUGCCGGCCCUCUUCGUGACGCUGCAGGCGCUGGCGGUCCUGUACGCAGGUGCCCGCACAACCGGGCUGGUGCUGGACAGUGGGGACGGCGUCACUACCACGGUCCCUGUCUACAAAGGCAAGUACCUGAUGCAGGGCAUAACCAGGGUGGAUUUUGCUGGCAGAGAUGUAACCAAGUACCUCGCCAGGCUCCUCCUGGAGACCGGGCACUCAUUCAUGAGCGCAACAGAGAGAGAGAUCGUCAGGGAUAUAAAGGAGAAGCUGUGCUAUGUUGCUCUAGAUCCUAGACAAAAAAUGCAGGAAAAGUCUGAAAAUCUUACAUGUGAGUACAUUCUUCCUGACGGAAGGUCUGUCAAAGUAGGAGACCAGCUUUUCCGAGCUCCUGAAGCACUUUUUGUGCCCAGAGAGGUAGAAGUCCAAGGGCCGGGGGUUGUGGGGAUGGUCCUCCGGAGCCUCGCCAAAUGUAGCAGCCGUAUCCAGCUGGACAUCCUGAGGAACGUGGUGCUCUCGGGAGGAUCAACUCUGUUCCGAGGCUUCAAGGAGAGGCUUCUGAAGGAUCUUCAGGCAAUCCCCAGCACAACCCCUGUCAAGAUCUUCUCGCCGAAAGAUCGGAUGUACUCCGUGUGGACCGGCGCGUCGCUGCUCUCCAGCCUGACAGCGUUUAGGAAUAUGUGGAUCACCAGGGAGGACUAUUACGAAGUCGGGCCAGCAGUACUCCAGAGAAAAUGCUUUUGAAAAGUAAAAGUAUGACCAUCCAGGAAUUUUUUUAAGUGCCAAUCUGAACAGCUGGAGAGCAGUUAA
Oxyura jamaicensis (ruddy duck) is the source of this 1682-nucleotide messenger RNA. RefSeq names its product actin-5-like. The record is from RefSeq and is a predicted model, not a curated record. The transcript has a single exon. NCBI's taxonomy places the organism in Eukaryota, Metazoa, Chordata, Aves, Anseriformes, Anatidae. The coding region runs from base 414 to 1616 and encodes 400 amino acids.